UCUAGCCAUUCUGCAAUCAUUAUUUACUACCGGACAGUAUCGAUCGACCCUUGACUUGACCUAGAAUUUGGGACGAGUAUUUAGCACAACUACCCGGUAGAGAAAUCAGUUCAGUCGGAAUUUCCAGAACGGCAAGAAACCAACCAGAUUUCAUUCGACAAAAAGUUCAUUUUAGUUUUUGAAAAUAAUUUCAAAAAAGUCAAAAUGCAAGUCUCUCCUCAAGCUUACGCUGCAUCGAACACUUUUCAAACCCGCGAUGCGCUAAAUGUAAUUCAUCGCGUGAAGGACAAGUAUCCCGACCGCACCUUCAACAUCAUCCUGGACAUCGGCUGCGGGACGGGAAAAGUCACCGACAUUCUAAAAGACACUUUCCCCACCGCCAAAAUCGUGGCGAUUGACAUCGACCCGAACAUGAUCGAAUACUGCACCCACCACAGUCGCCACGCCCACCUAAACAAUCCCAUUUCUCAUCAUCACCACCCCAUCUUCGGGCGGGUCACGCCACCCCCCGUGCAUGCCAUGGAAUACAUCCUAGCCGACUUUUCCCGCCCGUGGGACGACCUUCCCGCCGCUUUGCACGCGUUCGAGGGGCAAAUCGACCUCAUCUUUACGUCCCUCGUAUUUAACUGGAUUCCCGAAGUGGGUAACGCCUGCGGGAAUAUUGCCCACCUGCUCAGCCCGGGUGGCGACAUUUUCGCCAACGUGGCCACCAUGCUGCCCACGUACGGCGUCGCUUUUUCGGAUCCAACCGUUCCCGCCGAAAUUGGGGAAACUUUUAACGGAAUCCCGCUCACGUUUAAGUACCGUUUCGGUUCGGAGGAGGCGCAAAAGGAGAAAUGGCGGGAAGAGUUGGAGGCCCAUGGGGUGGGAAGGGUCGAUAUUGAGUCGCUCGUGACCAGGUGGGAGAUUCCGCAGCCGGAAAUUGAGCAUAACUUGGUGGCAAUUUGUACCUCGUGGUACUUGAAGUAUUUGACGGCGGGAUGUUUGGAUGAGAAGGAGGAGGAGGAGAGGGAAAAGGUGAAGGCGGAUAUGUAUGAAGCGGUGAAGGCGGCGCAUUCCAUUCCGCGGGAGGAGAUCGAGGAGGACGUGGAGGAUGAGGUGUUGGAUGGGGAUGAGGGGGUGGAAAGGAAGGUUUUUAUUCUGCCGAGAUAUGUGAUUAACGCGACGAAGAUUUAAAAAUUGGCGGGACGAUUUAAAUACGUAGUAGAUUGGUAGAUAAAUAUGCAAAUAAGAGUGAAGUACAUUGUUCAUAGUUUAAUAAGACAUAAUUUAUCAAAUUAGGCGUAAUUUGAGCUUAACGAUGUGAUAUUUAGCAGGAUUUUAUAGCUUAAAUUUUCCGAUUUAUGUAUUUAGUAUUCAAAACGGCUGGAUUUUGAAAAGCCGGUUUUCGAUUUUUUCUGAUUAUGACAACUUUUUGUUAUCCGUUAAUUAUGAGACAGCAAAUAUUAAAUUAUGUUUAACGUUGUUUAAUGUUUAGCCAAAUUUUAUAAUACGCAUGCCUAAAUUUUCUGAUUAUUUAUUUAAACAGUAUGACAUAUUUACAUAAUGUGAAUAAAUGGAUAUUCUGUAAACUGAGAAAUUCUUACGUUAUUUGAUUGCUUAGAAUUAUCUACAUAGAUUAGUGCAAAUAAAGAAUAUUGUUUGAAAAAUGUA
This is a messenger RNA of Folsomia candida, 1653 nucleotides long. RefSeq lists its product as uncharacterized. The record is from RefSeq and is a predicted model, not a curated record. Bases 205 to 1176 code for a protein of 323 amino acids. NCBI's taxonomy places the organism in Eukaryota, Metazoa, Arthropoda, Collembola, Entomobryomorpha, Isotomidae. The transcript has 2 exons. Gene Ontology annotation, molecular function: S-adenosylmethionine-dependent methyltransferase activity.